This is a messenger RNA of Sphaerulina musiva SO2202, 2935 nucleotides long. Its product is annotated as alpha/beta-hydrolase. Gene Ontology annotation, cellular component: cytosol. NCBI's taxonomy places the organism in Eukaryota, Fungi, Ascomycota, Dothideomycetes, Mycosphaerellales, Mycosphaerellaceae. The transcript has 4 exons. Gene Ontology annotation, molecular function: triacylglycerol lipase activity; sterol ester esterase activity. The record is from RefSeq and is a predicted model, not a curated record. Bases 84 to 2198 code for a protein of 704 amino acids. Gene Ontology annotation, biological process: triglyceride catabolic process.
ACCAAGACUCAUUCCGAAAGUUCCUUUGUCUGCUUGGGUUGUCUGGAUGUCUGUAGAGCUGCUGGGCUCUUGCGGCUUCUGCUAUGAUAGACCACAUCCUAGGGCGGCCGUCAACUCGCUUUCGCAAGUACCAAGUGCUCGCCGUCGUCGUCUUCUGGAGCCUCUAUCUGCGCAAGUUUAAGCGACAUGGUCCGCCCGGCGUGGACCGCCUCUCGCGAUGGCUCUCUACACGCUUCAACAUGCACCAGGCGCUCGUCGUGUCUUGCAUGGCUCUGUACGUGACGCGCAACUUUGCUCGAGUGGUGGGACUCGAGUCGCCCGAGCCGUUGGCCAAUCUGUACGAUAAGAAGUUCUUUCGAGCCACCUGGGUCACGACCGCACUUGAUGCGGGCUUUUGGACUGCCAUGCAUCUCAGGCCAAAGUGGCUCAGACAUGUGUGCGAGAUCGUCUUCACGCUGUACUACUUGGUCUGUGCAGAGCAAGCAGACGAAAUGGUGCGCAGAGUCAGAGGCGAUCUGCGCGUGGAGCAUCUGCGCGUGAGCUGGAACAAGCCAAAUACACCCAUACUGAAGUUCUUUAUGGGCUUGAUGAGGCCCAAGCUUAUGAAGUAUGAGCCAAGAAAGAUCAAGAUACACAGACCCAAAGACAGCGACUACACGGAACCAAUAGAUGCGUGGCUGUACUUCGAUGGAUCAGAUACAGAAUUGCGCCGCCAACGCGAAAUCGUGCUGGACAUUCCCGGAGGCGGUUUCGUGGCCAUGGACCCACGAUGCCACGACGACAAGCUGAUGUCGUGGGCCGGCAAGCUGGGCUGUCCGGUGCUGGCACUCGACUACAAAAAGGCGCCAGACGAGUGCUACCCUUACCAGCUUUAUGAGUGCUACGACACAUAUUACCAGCUAAUCAUGACACGUGGUCGGUGCAUCAACCUAUCUGGAGAGCAUGUGCCCAAAAUCAUCAUCAGUGGAGACAGCGCAGGUGGCAAUCUUGCAGCAGGCACAGUACUGAUGGUCCUCGAUGAGAAGUCCCAGCACUCCACUUGGCACACGGGCUUUAUAUCGAACACUCUUCCUCCGCCGGAAGCUGUCGUCCUCAUCUAUCCAGCUCUCGAGCUCAACAUCGGCAUUUGGAUGUCCGAUGAGCAUCUCGCGCUGAUGAACUCUCUGAGACGCAACAAAGACGACAAACGCGUGCUUGACCGCAAGACCGAAGACUAUCGUCGCAUAGACCGCACCACGCCGUAUACAUCUGAUGCUGAAGACUCAGACGAUACCGUGACGCCUAGACCCCGGCGCAAGUCGUCGGUGGCUCAACAGCCUGAGAAGCGUAUGAAGACACGGUUAGCUAUGAGCAGUGUAAUCUCAUAUACGAACGACCGCAUUAUUAGCCCAGAAAUGCUCCGAGCAAUGAUCAUUGUCUACAUUGGCCCGCAUCGAAGACCAGACUUCACCACAGACUACUGGCUUUCCCCCGUUCGAGCACCGGAAGAGCUACUCGCAAAAUUCCCGAAGACAUUCUUGAUAUGCGGUGAGCGCGAUCCCCUCGUGGACGAUACGCAGAUUUUCGCAGGGCGGUUGCGACAGGCUAAACUGUUGGAGUUCAACCGCCGUAAAGAGGUCGGCCUCGUUAGUGAAGAAGCAGUCUUCAACGACGAGGACCAUUUCAAGAAGAUCAUUGUUCCACAGAUCAGCCACGGAUUCCUUCAGUUCGUGAGUCUAUACCACGAUGGCUGGGAGUGGAUUCAUGAAUGCAGACGAUUCAUGCAGCAAGCAUUCAUUGAUGCUUAUACACGAGAACCGUCCUCUGUCGCAUCGAAUGGCGGCACUGACUACUUCUCGAAUCCUCGCGGCAGCACCUCUCGACGUGGAUCAGAUUUCGAGCGACCGCUCGAAAUUCCUUCAAAGUUUAGAAUGACUAAAAUUGAUGCUGGUGGUAUCACUUCGCCACAGCAGCGUCGAAGUAAUCAUUCGAGGAGCGGAAGUGGAGGGGGACGGCACUCAAGUCAGGUAGGCUCGUCUCUGACUUCAAACUCGAGGAGGAGCAGUACGAGGGCGCGGAGAACACAUUACAUGUCCGGAGCGAUGAGUCCAAGUGCCAAUAGGAAUGCUGUCAAUCGACUCGCCAGUAGCGAGGAUUUGCUCGAACGGCGAAUGAGAGUCAUGACAGGACCAUUGUUUUCAAAAGAUGACAACAACUGACAUUGAAUGUGUUUGGGUGACAUGGUCAGACGCUGGCGUGGAUUCCCCAUCGGCAGGAAAUACAACGAGAAGUUGCAAUUGUCGUCUUCGGAUUUGUCUUCGCGAAGGUACCCCCACAGCUUGUGGUAACCCAUUGCCGGAGCUUGGAGAUUAGGUAUGUUUGGACGAUGUGUAAACCAGCGGGAAGUGUGAGAACAUGAGGAAGUUGGCGAGCAUGAGUCUUUCGAGUUGUAUAGAACAGAUACAAGGCACUACGAAUGCCCGUUGGCCAAAAGUGCCAUCCCUGACGCCAUGGUGUAUAUCUCGCUCGCUCAAUCCUCGCACACGCUCGCAACUUUUGGAAUAGUCAAGCCCUUUUACGCAACAGCCUUCACGGCGAAGUUCCUCUGAGGGAAGUGUCUCUGCUUCUUCUUCUGCUUCUCGGUGACGCGUGCCGCAUCCUCUGGAGACAGACGGCGGCGGAUGGCGCGAGUCUGCUUGGCACGAAGAUCGAGUGGCAGGUACUUCUUCUUUUGGUAGAAGAGACGGAGCUGGGCGCGUUGGUUGGCGUUGAUGAUGGUGAGCACGCGAGCGAUCGAUUUGCGGACGUCGUGGAUCUUGUUGAGCUUCGAGGAAGCGCCGCCAGCAAUCUUCUGUGUGCGCAGCUGCACCAGCUCGGCCUUCAAGUCAUCGAGCUGCUUCUUGAGCUCGUCCUUGUUCUUGCCCCAAAGCGCAGAGGCCUUGACUUUUCCGGACGA